AUGUCGCUCGAACGAUUGAAGCAGGCUGCCUCCCACGUCACGGGCAUUGGAUCGCCGCCCCAUCCUUUUGACCCCCUUAACGAAGUGGAAAUCGAGCAGGCCGCUGCUAUCGUCCGCAAGGAGCACAGCGAUGUCUUCUUCAACGCCAUCACAUUGUGGGAGCCCCGUAAGGUGGACAUGAUGAAGUGGCUCAAGGAUCCCGACCACACUCCGCGACCGCACCGAAUUGCUGAUGUGGUUUGCAUUGGCCGCGGCAGCAAGGUGUAUGACGGACACGUCGACUUGACCGAGGGCAAGCUUCUCAGCUGGGCAUUGACCGACAACGUGCAACCUCUGAUCACCAUGGAAGACCUGCAGAUUGUGGAAUCCAUUGUACGAAAAGAUCCCAAAGUCAUUGAGCAAUGCGGUAUCCUGGGCAUCCCGCCUGAAGACAUGCACAAGGUUUACUGUGACCCAUGGACCAUUGGCUACGACGAGCGCUUUGGGACCAAAGUUCGUCUCCAGCAAGCUCUCAUGUACUACCGUCCUCACCAAGAUGACAGCCAGUACACAUAUCCUCUCGACUUCUGCCCCAUCUACAACUCUGACACCCAGGAAAUCAUCCACAUUGACGUGCCUCCCGUCAGGAGGCCGCUCAACAAGGCACCGCCCAACAACUACCAUGCUUCGGCCAUUGAGGCUGAAGGCGGAUUCAUGACUGGCUUGAAGCCCAUCAACGUCACACAGCCUGAGGGGGUUUCUUUCAAGAUGGAUGGAAGAUAUAUCAGCUGGGCAAACUGGAAGCUUCACAUUGGCUUCAACUACCGCGAAGGUAUCGUCUUGUCCGAUAUCAGAUUCAACGACAAGGGCACCGCUCGUGAUACCUUCUGGCGUCUGUCGCUCGCUGAGAUGGUCGUACCCUACGGCAACCCGGACCACCCACAUCAACGCAAGCAUGCUUUCGAUCUCGGCGAGUACGGUGGCGGCUACAUGACCAACUCGCUGAGUCUUGGUUGUGACUGCAAGGGAGCUAUUCACUACAUGGACGCCGCAUUCGUCAACCGUGCGGGCCAGGCAACCACCAUCAAGAACGCCAUUUGCAUUCACGAGGAGGAUGCCGGCAUUCUGUUCAAGCACACUGAUUUCCGCGACGAAAGCGUAACUGUAACGCGUGCUCGCAAGCUGAUCAUUUCGCACAUCUUCACGGCUGCAAACUACGAGUACUGUGUCUACUGGAUUCUGCACCUUGAUGGAACCAUCCAGCUGGAGAUCAAGCUCACGGGUAUCUUGAAUACAUAUGCCAUGCUUCCUGGCGAGGAUCUGAAGGGCUGGGGAACCGAAGUGUAUCCAGGUGUUAACGCACACAACCAUCAGCAUCUUUUCUGCAUGCGCAUUGACCCCAAUGUCGACGGACCAGACAACACUGUGUUCAUGGUCGAUGCGGCGCGAGGAGAGGGAGAGGUUGGUAGCGCAGAGAACAAGUACGGCAACGCCUUUUACGCAAAGAAGACGAAGCUUAGCACACCCGCUCAAGCAGCAACCGACUACAAUGGCGCCACAAGCCGGACUUGGGAGAUGGCCAAUACCAACAAAAUCAACCCAUACAGCAAGAAGCCAGUGUCCUACAAGCUGGUCAGCAGAGAGGUGCCGGAAUUGCUGCCAAAGCCUGGCAGUCUGGUGUGGAAGAGAGCUGGUUUCGCCAGGCAUGCAGUGCACGUAACCAAGUAUGACGACGACCAAAUCCACCCAGCAGGCCGCCACGUUCCCCAGACUUCGGGAGAGCCGUCUCAAGGAAUUCCGGCUUGGAUUCAAGCCAACCCCAACGAGAACCUCGACAACACCGACGUCGUCCUUUGGCACACGUUUGGUAUCACGCAUUUCCCGUCUCCAGAGGACUUCCCCGUCAUGCCAGCUGAGCCAAUGACGCUGCUGCUGCGGCCACGCAACUUCUUUACCCGCAACCCAUGCUUGGACAUCCCGCCCAGCUACUGCAGCGUCCCAAGUGGGGUGAAGCAGGGCAACACGCUUGUAGACAAGCUGAGCCGGAUGGCCGAAUAUUCAUCACCCGAACCAGCAAUGCCCCGCGCAUUCCCACCAGUAGAACAAAAUGUCCAGACCAAGCGUUCAAGUGUGCCGCAGAGCACGCUAUCCGCCUCUUUGAUUGAGAGCGUCGCCGGCUUCAGCGCGGGAGUCGUCUCCUGCCUCGCUGCCCAUCCACUCGACCUUCUUAAGAACCGUCUGCAGCUCAAUACGACGAGCAGAUCGCGGCCGGGCGACUCGUUCCGCAUACUGCGAAAUGUAAUCCAGGACGAGGGCGGUGUAAAGGCGCUGUACAGGGGACUAUGGCCGAACCUGCUGGGCAACAGUCUUGGAUGGGGACUGUACUUUCUUUUUUACGGAAAUCUGAAACAGCUUUUCCAGAACAGACGGCAAAAGGGCGAGCAUCUGGGAAGUGCCGAGUUCUUUUCGGCGAGUAUCAUUGCUGGUGUGUUUAGCGGUCUCCUCACCGGCGCUUGCACAAACCCCAUCUGGGUAGUAAAGACGCGCAUGCUCGAACGCGGGGCAAACCACCCCUCUGCAUACAAGACCAUGGCCUUUGGGCUUCGCCACGUAUACGAGACGCGCGGACUCAAGGGACUCUGGGCAGGGUUUCUGCCCUCUUCCCUCGGCGUUUUGCAUGGCGCUGUACAGUUUAGCAUUUACGAGAACAUGAAGAAGAGAAGAGCCACACACAUUGGCGGGCAAGACAAGCUCAGCAACUGGGAAUACGUGUACAUGAGCGGGGGGAGCAAACUUCUUGCCGGCGCCAUUACAUAUCCUUACCAGCCCAUCCGAGCAAGAUUACAACAGUACAAUGCCGCUCAGCAGUACAGUGGCUUAUUGGACGUGUUGAGGAAGACGUAUCAAAACGAGGGCUUCUUGGCGUUUUACAAGGGCGUGAUUCCGAAUACACUACGCGUCAUUCCGACUACGAUUGUUACGUUUUUGGUUUAUGAGAACACGAAGCUGUACCUUCCAAAGGUUUUUGCCGACGACGAGCAGCUGAUUCAUGAAGAAGACUAGACUUGCGUAGAUGCGUGCAACUGCCUAGGAUAUUGCAUAGAGCACUAUACAUGUAGAUG
This is a messenger RNA of Exserohilum turcica Et28A, 3101 nucleotides long. RefSeq lists its product as uncharacterized. NCBI's taxonomy places the organism in Eukaryota, Fungi, Ascomycota, Dothideomycetes, Pleosporales, Pleosporaceae. Bases 1 to 3042 code for a protein of 1013 amino acids. Gene Ontology annotation, biological process: amine metabolic process. The record is from RefSeq and is a predicted model, not a curated record. The transcript has 6 exons. Gene Ontology annotation, molecular function: copper ion binding; primary methylamine oxidase activity; quinone binding.